Messenger RNA from Megalobrama amblycephala (Wuchang bream), 1780 nucleotides. RefSeq names its product fructosamine 3 kinase related protein. Lineage: Eukaryota; Metazoa; Chordata; Actinopteri; Cypriniformes; Xenocyprididae. The record is from RefSeq and is a predicted model, not a curated record. The transcript is spliced from 8 exons. The coding region runs from base 352 to 1281 and encodes 309 amino acids.
UGGAAGUGUAAAGGAACUUUGAUGCGCCCAGUUUAAACAGCUCAUUUGCACAAUUGGAGACUUCAGAAGGAUACCAGAGUAAGGAAAGAGUUUAGUGUUUAGUUUUAUUGGUGUCAAGGAUAGCGCUGGAGGAUGUUUGUUGCAGAAUUUGACUGCAGAGUCACAGUGUAAUGGAGAGUUUGCAAGAAACUUUUGUUGACAGAUGAAAGCAGUCAGUAUUGGAUCUGACAGAAGCUACAUCGCAAACUUAAUCCUGCACAGUGCUCUGCACACACGUCUGUGUUGUUGUAACUUGUACGAGCGCAUGUCAGCACCUGAAGAUAUUUACUCAGCACUUCAUUGUGCAGUGAGAUGGAGGCGCUGCUGAAGAGAGAGUUGGGCACGUCUGUUCUGAAGAGCACUGGUCAUUCAGGAGGAGGAUGCAUCAGUGAAGGCCAGAGCUUUGACACUGACACUGGAAGAGUGUUCGUCAAGAUCAACCACAAGAGCGAGGCUAGGAGGAUGUUUGUUGGAGAGAUGGCAAGCUUGGAAGCGAUCCUGUCCACAAACACAGUGAAAGUGCCCAAGCCUGUGAAGGUCUUGGACCUCGAGAGAAGUGGAGCUCUUCUCGUAAUGGAGCAUGUGGAUAUGAGGAGCCUUAAUAAAUACUCAUCAAAACUGGGGGAACAACUAGCUGACCUGCAUCUUUACAACAAGAGACAGAUAGAGCAACAAAACAAGGAGCAGCAGACUGUUGGGAAAGGAUCGGGACAGUCUGAGGUUGAAAUAGCCAACAGGUUUGGGUUUCACGUGAAUACAUGCUGUGGUUAUAUCCCUCAGGUAAAUGACUGGCAGGAUGAUUGGGUGUCCUUUUACUCCCAGCAAAGGCUGCAGCACCAGCUCAGCUUGGUGGAGCAGUCGUACGGAGACAGAGAGGCCAGGGAAUUGUGGGCCAAACUCCAACUUAAGAUUCCUCAGCUGUUCACAGACAUAGAAGUGGUUCCAGCUCUGCUUCAUGGAGACCUCUGGGGAGGAAAUGUGGCUGAAUGUUCUGAUGGUCCCAUCAUCUUUGACCCAGCAUCGUUUUAUGGCCAUUCGGAGUUCGAGCUGGCUAUUUCCGGCAUGUUUGGUGGUUUUGGGAGCUCAUUUUACAAUGCUUACCAUGAGAAGAUCCCCAAGACCGCUGGGUUUGCAAAAAGGCAACAAUUAUACCAGCUGUUCCACUAUCUGAACCACUGGAAUCAUUUUGGUCAGAGUUACAGGGGCUCUUCUCUACGGAUCAUGAAGGAUCUAACAAAGUAGAUGCUCUCUAUUACACAAUCUCUCUCAAUUCUUCAUUUAUGAAGGUGGAUGAUAAACUAACCCAAAGUUAGUCACACACUUUGAAUCUAACAUUACCAGUUUGAUGGAAAUGCAUUGUCUUAAAACUAAAUAGAUAGAUAUAUUUUAAAAGAUAAAACUGUGAAUACAUGCGUUUCCAUGCAAUGGCCAAAAAAUAAGUUGCUUAAAAUGCAUCAUUCCCUUUUGCGAAUUGCACUUUAACUUGACUGCAUAAAUAUGCUUUUGAAGAGAACCUCUUUUACAAUACUCCUUGAUUUAAAAUGUGCAUUAUAUGAUAACAAAAAGUUGCAUUUCACUACAGUACACUGUUACUUUAACUAUUAACCUAUUGAUGUUUAAAACAUCUGAAUAGGGUUUAUUUAAAGAGCUAGUGAUCUUGCGGUACUGUAACAUUUCAGCUUGCAUAAGUAACAGGAUGCACAAAGGAUGUAUGAACAUUCAAAUAAAACUUUAAAAAUAA